Molecule: messenger RNA, 2330 nt
Organism: Trematosphaeria pertusa
Lineage: Eukaryota; Fungi; Ascomycota; Dothideomycetes; Pleosporales; Trematosphaeriaceae
Exons: 2
Coding region: 105-1982 (625 amino acids)
Source: RefSeq, a predicted model, not a curated record
AGCUCGCGACCUCACGCGAAGAUGAAACACUUGAAUUUUCCGCACUCUAACACUCCAGAACCUACAGUCAAAUUGCCUCUAUCGCCCCCGCCUAUAACACGAUAAUGACCGACGAUACUGAAGCUCAGACCCCGCGCAGAGGGCUGCUAGACCUUCCCACCGAAAUCGUAAUCCAAGUCGUCGCCCAUCUUGCCGGGGACAACCGCACUCUCUGCCCCCUCGCGCGGACAUGUCACCUCCUCCAGCACGAAUGCGAGAAGCACAUCUACAAGAAAAUCGAGCUCCUCUUUACAAACGACCUCCGCGCCAUUCUCGAAGCUUUUUCACGUAGACCCGAGCGCGUCGAUGGCGUCGAAACGCUUAAGAUACUAUACCGCUAUCAUACUGGGCUGGGCACGACGUCCGAGGAGCGGGCGGCAUUCAAUCAAUACGUCGCGAGGAUGAAGGCGCUGAGGGAUUGGCAUGUCGAAAGUCCGUACGAUAACUUUAAGUGGGAGCAUGGCGGGAAUGAGUGGGUGGAGCAGGAUAUGGAGGAGUUUAGGAAGGCGCUGGAGGCUGCUAGUCUUUAUCGACAGAAUGGCUCGCUGACACAUACGGAACUUGGCCUGUCCAAGCUAGAGAAGCUGAUACUACACUCACACGGCGCGAACACCGACUUUUGGGAUCUUGAGGGCUUCCACUGCCUCUUCCGGCACCCUAAUCUCCGGUACCUCCACAUCUCAUGCAUCAUCAUCCCGCAAGACAUACCGGAAUUGGAACCCUACGAGAAAACAACUCCGCUCACAACCCUCAUUUUCGACGAAUGCGAACUUACGCCUAAGGGCAUUGGCCACAUACUGCGGACACCAAAAGCUCUGAAGCAUCUCACACUCGGGGAGAACGUCUAUAACAUCCGCCGCUCCCAAGGCAUAGCGCCCAAUUUGUCAACGGCACCGGCUGCCUCGCUGGAGGCCCUCAAGGCAGUGGCACAUUCUCUUGAAAGCCUCACGCAUUUUGAUCCUUACUGGCGUCUCUUCGGGGAUGCGAGUAAAUAUCGCCCCGUGAGGGGCGAUGGCAUGCGCGACUUCCACCAACUCCGCUUCGUGGACAUUCCCCUGUGUUCGUUCCUCCAUCAGUUCAUUCUCUCCCCCGUCCAGGCUCCACCCAACCUAAAAACUCUCCGCCUCCAUCAUGCCCGGGAGUACGGUGGCAACGCGUCAGCCAUCACUUCCUUCUUCGAGCAACUUCCACCCCUCGAGCCGUACACAAACCAGCCGUCAUUGAGGACGAUAGAAUUCGCCCAAAGCGCCGAUAUCUUCCCAGACGAUAAUAUUGUAGAUAUCUACGAAGACGACCGCAUCUGCGAUCGCCACGCCUAUGCCUACAAAUUGCACAAGCGCGGCAUUGCAAUGAAAGUGUAUCUCGAGGCUAGCAUGCGGCACGGUCUUAUCCCACCCUAUCUCCACGGCGAGGCAACACCAGAGCUCGUGUGCGUGUACGAUUCUAAGAAAGUGGGGUUCCGCCAUAUGGUAGACCUCCCCCAAGAUCUGCGCCGCUCUUUCGAAGAGAACGACCUCCCAGAGGACCUACGCUCGUUCGCCGCCGGCAUGUCCCAUUCGGAGCUUUCCGUGCUACGGCGCGGGCUCGACGAGCGCCCAGACGAGGAAUUCCCCGAGACAGACCAGCUUGGCACCUCGGAUAUCCUGCGCCUCAAGAACGAAGUGCGGCGCUCGCUCACGCAGCUGCUGAGGAAAUCGCUCCUGCUCGACGACGACAGCGACAUCGUGCAGAACCUGGAAGUCGAAGUCGAUGACGCCGAGCUGGAUCCGGAUUUUGGCGUCGACUUUGAUGCGGAGGAUUGGUUUGAUGCGGAGGAUGAUGAUGAGGAGAUGGAGGAUUUGGAUGCGAAUGAUGACGUUGAGUUGUAUUUUGAUCUGGAUAUCCCUGAAGAGGAUGGCAGUGGGGAUAUUACCGAGUAUGAGGAUGAUGAUGGUUUGGAUUGAGCGAUUGCAUGAUGCUGUAGUUUGCUUGCGACUCUGGAAAGUCUGGCAUUGCGCUGGUGCGUGGGCCGUACGGUUGGGAAGCUUUUGGGAGUUUUGCAUAUGGGGCAUUUGCUGCCUCUGGAUUACAGCAUUUGAGCAACUUCUAGACCCCUUGUCCACCUAGAAAUCGGCCUUGCUGCUGAAUUCCUCAUUACCUACAUACAUCCGACUAUUAACCCACUGAACACACAUUCCUCAUCUUGUAGUCUUCCUUGUUUGCCUGUCCCUACGCAUACUUUCUUUCCUCAACCGUUGCGUUUCUGGACCGUUACACGGCGUGCUCUCCCUCCCUAGUCUGAUUCUAUACAU